AUGCCCAGCAACAUGCUCAUGAAGAUGAAGAUGAUGAUGAUGAUAGUAAGUCUGGUAUGGCCGUGGACCAUCCACCCGCGAGUGGAAGAUCAUCCCCACGGCGCAGCGCGAUUGUUCCUUAGAGCGCGCGCAGGAACCGGAGGGGAACCGGAGGGGAACCGAGCAGGUGGAAGGAGACAUGACUCCAGACAGAGAGAACGAGUUGGGAAGGGAAGGGUCUGUAAAAGGAGAAAAAGAUCAGGGUUGGAUUCCGAAGGUAAUAAAGAAGAGAGUGUGUACGUCGUUGUGGAGGAUCCUCUCAGUAAUGGAGAUCAGUGUCAGUGUGGAGGUGCUCAGAGUUCUCAUGGUUCUGCAGCUACAGGUGAUUAUUUCAGUGCUGCCAUCGUAACUCAAUGGGAUUCAUCCAAACACACGUCUGAGUAUCCGACUGACGCUUUUGGGGAACUCAAGUUUGCCGGCAUCGCCCGCAGACACAGUCAUUUCCUGCGCUUGUCGUGUGACACUCCGUCUCCUCUCGUCUAUGCCCUCCUGACUCAGCACUGGGCUCUGCCCUCUCCCAACCUAGUGGUGUCUGUGGUGGGGGGCAUCGGCAAGGAGAAGGUCAGGAGCUGGGUACGAGACGUGGUGAGACAAGGGCUGGUCCGAGCUGCACAGAGCACAGGUGCCUGGAUCGUGACGAGUGGGCUGAGGGAGGGUGUGGGCCGCUGUGUGGGUGAGGCAGUGAGGGAUCACGGAGCCGCAGCUGCGUCUCAAUCCAAAGUGGUAGCUCUGGGCGUGGCCCCCUGGGGACUGGUGGACAACCGCCAGCAACUCAUCAAUUCUGAGGGCAGCUUCCCAGCCAGGUAUUAUGUUCAGAACACGGUGCGGGACUCGUGCUACCUGGACAGUAAUUAUCAGGCUUUCCUCCUGGUGGACGAUGGGAGCAUCGGGCGGAGAGGUGGAGAGUCCAGCUUCAUGACCAGCCUGGAGAAAUUCAUCUCCCAUCAGCGCACCGGGAUCUGGGGUAGUGGGAGCAUUGAGAUCCCCGUGUUGUGUAUGCUGAUCUCGGGUGAUGCGUCUGCGCUGAAGAGGAUGGACGUGUCUCUGAGGGCAUCCACACCCUGGUUAGUGUUAAAUGGUUCAGGUCCUGCAGCCGACAUGAUCUCAGAGUUAUUGAGUGAGCUGAACCGAGCAGCGUCCCCUGUAGAAGGGGAGGGUGGAGACCGCCCCAACUCGGAAAUCCGAGAUCAAGUGAGAGAGAUCAUCAAGAAAUAUUUCCCCACUGAGAAAUUACUGGAGAAGAUGGUGGACCAGUCUCUGAGCAUCUACCAGAACAGAUCUCUGAUUACGGUGUUCCAUGGAGAACAGGACACGCCUGAUGAUUUCGACACGGUCAUCCUCAAAUCGCUAGUGGGAGCCAGUAAGCAGGUGAGCAGUAACUCCAGUGAGUACACAGAGGAGCUGAAGUUGGCUGUGGCCUGGAACAGAGUGGACAUUGCGAAGAGUGAGCUGUUCAACGGCGACAUCCAGUGGAAGUAUAGUGACCUGGAGGACUCCAUGACGGACGCGUUGGUGAACGAUAAGCCUCAGUUUGUUCGUCUCUUCACGGAGAACGGUCUGAACAUUCUGGAGUACCUGACCUAUGCGCGUUUGGAGAACCUGUACCAGUCUCUCUCCAACAGCACUCUGGUCUACUCUCUGCUGCAGGGAUUAUUGAGAGAGAGACACCACCUGGCCUCCUCUCAGACCUGCUCCCCCGACUCCACUGAUGGGAACUUCAAGUCCCUGAAGACUCCUGUGACGGGGCUUUCGGGCGGCCGUGGGCUCUGCCUGUUCGAGGUCUCGCGGUUAUUAGGGGAGAUUUUCGGGGGUAUGUGCCAGCCGUUUUAUUACAUGCCCCUCGGCCUGGAGGCAGGAGUGAGCUCGAGGAGAGCGGCGAAGUAUGUGAAUACGCUCCUGCAGGGUGAUUGUGGUUAUCGUCAUCAGCAGGUUGCCUUCCCCUGGUCUUCUCUCCUCAUCUGGGCCGUCUUGCAGAACCGUAGUGAGAUGGCCAUUUUAUUCUGGGAGAUGGCGGGUGAGUCUGUAAUGAGCGCGCUCAGUGCGUGUAAGAUCCUCAGAGAGAUGUCCAAGCUGGAAAAUGAGACUGAGAACCAGCUCUCUAUGAAGGACCUGGCUCAGAAGUUUGAGAACCUGGCUAAUGACAUGUUUAGCGCCUGUUACCAGAGUAACGACUCUCGCUCCCUCACGCUGCUCAUACGGAUGUCUCCGUUUUGGGGCGGAGCUACCUGUCUACAGAUGGCCACGGCGUCAGAAGCCAGACUUUUCUUCAGCCACGACGGUGUGCAGUCUCUGCUGGCUCAGAUCUGGUGGGGAGACAUGCACAGCCGCACUGAAGUGUGGAAACUCAUCGCUGCCUUCUUUUUUCCUCCGCUCAUCUACACCAACUUCAUCACCUUCAGAGACCACCAGGAUAGACAUGGAGAUGGUCUGGAGGGCUCUCACACUGUAGCGUUCUCUAUGGCUGAUAUCACACAGCACAUGGAUGAUGAUAAUAAACUGGAUGAUAAUGGUCAUGGUGGAGACAGGGACAACGAUGGAGACAGAGGUCACGUCUGCUCUCUCAAUGACAUCACACUCCCAGACGAGGACUUGGAGGAACACACUGUUUUAACCAAAGACUUUAAACGUAAACCAGUUUCACCCCCUCAGCAUCCAUACAUCAUACACCGAUGGCGGCAGUUCUGGUUCGCUCCCAUCACCUCGUUUCUAGGCAACGUCCUAAUGUACUUCCUGUUCCUCAUGCUGUUUGCUUACAUCCUAUUGGUCGAAUUUAAACCUCCGCCUCCAGAUGGCCCCGCCCCCAUCGAGUAUCUGUUGUACUUUUGGGUGUUUACUCUGGUCUGUGAGGAGAUUCGACAGUCGUUCGUCAUGGGUGGGGGAACUUUCUCUCAGAGUGUGGCGUUAUACAUCCAGGACAUGUGGAACAAGUGUGAUCUCACAGCCAUCUGCCUCUUUAUCCUCGGCCUCACUUGCAGGAUGUUCCCCUGGUCGUAUGAAUUCGGUCGCUCAGUGCUGUGUGUGGACUACAUGGUCUUCACUCUUCGGCUCAUUCACAUCUUUGCCGUUAACAAACACCUCGGACCCAAAAUCAUCAUCGUCGGCAAAAUGGUGAAGGAUGUUUUCUUCUUCCUGUUCUUCCUGGGAGUCUGGCUUUUGGCUUACGGCGUGGCCAAUCAGGCGCUGAUAUACGCCUACGACCCGCGGCCGUACUGGGUGAUCCGCAGAGUGUUCUACAGACCGUACCUGCACAUCUACGGCCAGAUACCUCUCGAUGAAAUAGACGCUCAUAAGCGUAUAGGGAAGACCUGCACCCACAAUGUGACCGAGAUACAGCAUGGAGCUGAACCCUGUCCUCAGUCUGAAGCUAACUGGCUCGUCCUCAUCCUGCUGUCCAUCUACCUGCUGGUCACCAACAUCCUGCUGCUUAACCUCCUCAUCGCCAUGUUCAGCUACACGUUCAGUAAGGUACAGGAGCACAGUGACAUUCACUGGAAGUUCCAGCGUUAUAAUCUGAUAGUAGAGUACCACUCCCGGCCCUGCCUGGCUCCGCCCUUCAUCAUUCUCUCUCACUUCCGCCUCUUCAUCAAGAGAACCAUCCGCAAAGUUCCUUCUGGGAAAAUCAAACACUUCAUGUUGGAUCUGCGGGGCAGGAAGGCGAGCAGGUUGGACACAUGGGAAGUCGUACAGAAGGAGAAUUUACUGUUGACUCAGAGUAAGAAGUUCAGGGACAGUGACAGCGAGAGACUCAAACGCACAUCUUCCAAGGUGGACAACAUGCUGAAGCAGAUAGCAGAGAUUCGAGAUCAGGACCGGAGAUUGAGAACGCUGGAGUCUGAGCUGGAGUACUGCUCUAGCUCCCUCUCGUGGAUAAUAGAGGAACUGGUGCAGAGCGACCUGAUCAAGCAUAACCGUCGGCCCCCUGUCCACCGAGACUCGAGUCCACCGACUCCUCACUCCUGAGAGAACCAUCAACCAGAUGAGUCUCCAAACCAAAUGAGCUUCUGGAAUUCCAUUUAUGCAAAAGUGUCAGUUGGAGCUGCUGCUGCUGCUCAUGAUGAUGAUGAUGAUGAUGAUGAUGAUGAUGAAGAAUUCUCCCUUUCUGUAUAAAAAACAGAACCCUGGUAGUUGUGUUUGUGGGAGAGAAACAUGUUUCACACUCUCUUGCAUUUCAGUGUUUUAACACUCAGCGUUCCUGAUCAUUUUAGAACAGUUCUGUACAAACCACCAGAUUUCCUCUUUUCUAUUUCAGCUCUUUUUUUUUAAACGAAUGGUUUGUAUGUGAUGUUUUUGUAGAUUAUAGUAGAGUCAGUAAUUGACAGAGUUUUGGGUGAAAUGUAAAGUUUUAUAAUCUGUUUUUAAUCUGAAUGUGAUUUUAAGGGUCUUUUUAAAAUUAUUGUUUUUUUAUUUCUGUUGUUUUUACUAUUAGUUUUUAUUUUCAUAAAUAAAUUUUUAUUUUUAUUUGAUUGUUAGGCUACGUGUGUGUGCGUGUGUGUGUGUACGUGUGUGUGCAUGCGUGUGUGCGUGUGUGUGUAUGCGCAUGUGUGUGUAUUCUGUAAUCCGGUUCUUGGCCUUUCCCGGUGCUGUGGCUCGUGACCCCUCCCUGUGGUCUGAAGGGCGAUCAUUUGAUUCCAAGUCGUGGUCUCACAGGAGCCUUACAUGGGAAGACUGAGGGCCAAACCAGAUCAGGUUCUCAUCUUCACUGACUGUGGAUCAGAGAAACUGCUGCUGCUGCCUUCCAGACCACUGCUAACUUUAAUGCUAAAGAGCAACACAGGAAUUUUGGUCCAUUGCAACUCAAUGCAAAGGAUUCAUUUGUUUUGUUUAAUUCUAUUCAUUGCACACGUGUGUUAAUUCUCAUUGAAAUUGGAGAUGUUUUCCAGGACCUUCUGUACUCCUUUUUUCCCAAAAUAUCUCCAUUAAAUAUUUGUUCUGUUCAAUCAAAAAAAAUUCCAAGUUGUUUAGAUGAUUGCACCAGUUUGUUUCCACAAAUUCUUAUUAUAAAUUGUUAUUUUGUUCAUCAUGGCUGAAAUAAAAGUUCCUCUAAUCACAA
Molecule: messenger RNA, 5089 nt
Organism: Silurus meridionalis
Lineage: Eukaryota; Metazoa; Chordata; Actinopteri; Siluriformes; Siluridae
Gene: trpm4a
Product: transient receptor potential cation channel, subfamily M, member 4a
Exons: 30
Coding region: 1-3999 (1332 amino acids)
Biological process (GO): calcium ion transmembrane transport
Cellular component (GO): membrane
Molecular function (GO): calcium-activated cation channel activity; ligand-gated calcium channel activity
Source: RefSeq, a predicted model, not a curated record